Messenger RNA from Fimicolochytrium jonesii, 537 nucleotides. RefSeq lists its product as uncharacterized. The record is from RefSeq and is a predicted model, not a curated record. The coding region runs from base 1 to 537 and encodes 178 amino acids. Lineage: Eukaryota; Fungi; Chytridiomycota; Chytridiomycetes; Spizellomycetales; Powellomycetaceae. Gene Ontology annotation, molecular function: DNA binding; protein heterodimerization activity; structural constituent of chromatin. The transcript is spliced from 3 exons. Gene Ontology annotation, cellular component: nucleosome.
AUGGCACUAAUCUUCAGCUUGGUACGUCAGGUUGGUUAUCCACCAAAGUCCACGUUCCCGAAGGCGCUGACUCUGCGACGAAGAAGGGGCGGAUAUCGGUUGGGCGAGUUGGCAGAGGCCGAGAUCAAACACUAUGCCCAUACAUACGGGUCGGUGAUCCUGAAGUCGUCCUUCAGGAAGUUGAUAGAGGAGAUCGACUAUGAAGUGUCCCAGGCUCACAAUCAGAGCAUCACAACAACCCCGGGGGCGACACCGUUCUCUGAAAGGCAUCGCUGGUACCAAGAGGCAGUCGAUGCCCUCCAGGAGGCCGCUGAGACAUACAUCAGCGCCCUCUUCUCAGACUCCAUCAUGCAACAAUGGCAUGCAAAGCGUCUGACUCUGAACAAGGACGACUUACCCAAGCUGAAGAUAACGCCGCUUUUGAAGUCUCCGGGGAGGGGGACGUUCAAAAAGCCAUUAAUCUUCAGCUUGGCUUUUUCGGAUGGUCCGGUACUUCCGGAAGCUGCUGAGUGCUUCGGAGCGGACCAAUUACCGUAA